Symbiodinium sp. CCMP2592 is the source of this 2424-nucleotide messenger RNA. The record is from the annotation of a GenBank genome assembly. Lineage: Eukaryota; Dinophyceae; Suessiales; Symbiodiniaceae.
AUGGAGGCUUCUGCUGCUUCGAUGCUGUUCUGCCUGCCCCUCUCGUCGCCUGACAUCUCGCCAUCCUCGCAGACUCUGAAGCGCAGUCUGAGACAGCGAGCCCCGAGUUUGUUUGAUGAACUUGCUGCACCGGGCGAUGUUCUCCCAGUGUCUUCGUCGCUUCGGCGCGUCGUGGGAGCUGGGCAGCCUCAUCCAGAGCUGAGGCGAAUGUCAUGGCUGAUGUUCCUCUUCGUGGUGCUGGACACCUCGAAAGGCUUGCUAGUUUCCUGGUCCGCUGCACACAGCUGCGUUGCGCUGGUGCCCAUCGCACUUUGUGCCAAGAACGUUCUCUCCAUCGCCUUCGGCCUGGGCCUGGCCGCUUUGUUGGACGGGAUGCCCGGGGUGAGGCGCUGCCUGGACAUUCGCCGCUCCCUGCGCGUCUUCCCGGUGGCCGCCUGCUUCUGCACGGCUCAGAUGGCCAUGUUGUUUGCUUUUCGGGCCUUCAAUGCCGGGAGCCUGAAGAUCAUGGCGCAGGUGAAUCUUCCAACCAUGGCAGUUCUGUCACGUCUUGUUCUGGGUCGUCGCUACACCACUCAGCAGUGGGCUGCAAUUGCGCUGGUCGCUGCUGCUGUGACUGCUUUCAUGCAAGUACGGCUGCUGUACUACAGGCCGCCCUAUUUCGGGCAGGAGCACCAGGCUCCUUUCCGCUUCCUGGGCGUUGCUGGACUCCUUUGCAGCAUUUUUCUUUCUUGUUCCGCAUCAAUUUUGACCGAAAGGUUUCUCAAGCUUGAUGCCUCCGAGAGGGCACCUUUUUACAUUCAAAAGACGAACAUAAUGCUCGGGGAGGUUGUGACCUCGUUCAUCUUGACCGCUUUCUACCUGCAAACUUUGGCAUCCUCCGAAGGAGGAGCUACUUCGUGUUGCAGCUGGGAGCAGGUGUCGGACAGGCGAAAUCUGCUUGUCGUUCUGGUCUGGGCAAUCCAUGGCUGGAUGGCCGGGAUCAUUGUCAAGCAGUGCUCAGCUGUCGUUAAAAACUUGUCCCACAUUCUAUCGGCAGCUGUGAUGUACUUCUUCCCACUUGCCUUUAUUGCUACACCGGUGAACAACGGACCUGUGUCUGCAUGUGCCCUGCUGGUGCUGAUUGCCAUCAUGGUCUGGGCGCUGGCUCCAACCUUUCGCGAAAAGCGCCCCCAGAUGCACCAUGGCGUCCACUUCGAGCCGCCGCAGCCGAAGAACCAGCUGUCAACACCGUUCCUGCGGAAGGUGGCGUCUUCAAAUUCUUGUGUAACCGAUGUGUCUGAGCCAACAGCGGACCAGCAAGGCUCGGGCUUCCCUCACAUGGGCCCGGUGGUCCUUGGCUUCAUCAUGCUCGAUGCAGCCAAGCCCAUCCUUGUAAGCUGGGCUCACAGCAACAAGGCACCCGACCAGGGUUUCAACGGUGUCACGCUGAUCCUUGUACAGACAUCGAUCUCAACAGCCAUAGGACUCCUGGUUGCUGCGAGACCUUCUAUUUCGCUCCCAAGUUUGAAGGUGCAGCUACACCCUGGUUAUCGAGAGCGCGUGUACCGCUGCCUCGAGCCGAUGGCGGUCGGAAGGCAGCUCCCGGUGAGCUUCUGUCUAGUCAUGAGCAAGCUCUGUCUCAUCAUGGCCCUCGAGAAGUUGGAUGCUGGAUCUGUGCGGGUGCUCUGCCAGUCCAGUCUACCGCUUGUUGGAGUUUGUGGAGCGGUGCUGUUCCGACGGCGCUACUCGGCGAUGCAGUGGUGCUCCCUGGCCGGAGUCACUGUCGCUUUGGGAUGCUUCUACUACGUCAAGCACGAGGUGAAGCUUGCAAGCUGCAUUGUGGGCGAGGCGGACCACGCCUCGAGCUGUGCCUCGACGUCGGGAACGGUCCUUGCUUUGUCCAGCAUCAGCUUCAACUGCCUUGGGGCCCUUCUGGCCGAAAAGUUCCUCAAGAAGAGGGGUGGCCUCCUGUACGAGCAGAAAGUGCAGCUGGUCUCGGGAGAGGUGCUUUUUAACAUCUUUCUCCUGAUCAUCAUGCCUUUUCUCUUUACCGACCCGGCGAAGAGUUCCUUCAACAACGUCUUCGAGCGGGGCUUCUUUGCCGGCUGGGAUGUACGAGUGCUCAUAUGUGCGCUUGUGUGGAUCCCCUCAGGCUGGACAGCAACCAUGCUUGUCAAAGAAGCCUCGAACGUGCUGAAAGUCGUUGCCCAGGGUGCUGCAUCGAUGUUGACCUACGCCUUCAGUCUGACGCCACUUGUGGCAGCAGCCGGCAUGAAGGCCCGCGAACCGAUCUCACUGCCUGUGGCAGUUCUGGCUCUCAGUGUCCUCUUUGCCGCAUUGACGUUCGGCUUGGACAGCGUCCAUGCAGGUCGGGCACCGUCUGAGGAUUUGAAACGUGAGGAUCCACCGAACAAAGCUGUCGGCAGCACCGCUUGCGGAGGCUGA